CGAUCACAGGGAUUGUUGGCGAUCUUAAAGAAAUUACGUUCGAAUCCGGACAAAGAAUUACGUCUGCUUCUUCUGGGGCUUGACAAUGCUGGAAAAACUACGAUACUAAAGUCGUUGGCCAGCGAGGAUAUCACACAGGUAACGCCAACGCAGGGCUUCAACAUAAAAAGUGUGCAAAGCGAAGGCUUCAAAUUGAACGUCUGGGACAUCGGCGGUGCACGAAAAAUUCGUCCAUACUGGCGAAACUACUUCGAAAAUACGGACGUUCUCAUAUACGUUGUGGACAGUGCUGACAUAAAGAGACUAGAGGAAACGGGGCAAGAAUUAUCCGAGCUUUUACUCGAGGAGAAACUACGGGCUGUUCCGUUGUUGGUGUACGCGAACAAACAGGAUCUCGGACAGGCUGUGACCGCGGCCGAAAUCGCGGAAGGUCUUGGACUGCAUAACAUUAAGGAUCGAGACUGGCAGAUCCAGUCGUGUAUCGCGACUGAGGGAAAAGGUGUCAAGGAGGGUCUCGAGUGGGCGUGCAAAAACAUCAAGAGGAAGUAA
Dufourea novaeangliae is the source of this 549-nucleotide messenger RNA. Its product is annotated as ADP-ribosylation factor-like protein 3. The annotation marks the transcript as partial. Gene Ontology annotation, biological process: cilium assembly. Gene Ontology annotation, molecular function: GTP binding; GTPase activity. The record is from RefSeq and is a predicted model, not a curated record. Lineage: Eukaryota; Metazoa; Arthropoda; Insecta; Hymenoptera; Halictidae. The transcript is spliced from 4 exons. Gene Ontology annotation, cellular component: microtubule cytoskeleton; cytoplasm.